Messenger RNA from Penicilliopsis zonata CBS 506.65, 1040 nucleotides. RefSeq lists its product as hypothetical. NCBI's taxonomy places the organism in Eukaryota, Fungi, Ascomycota, Eurotiomycetes, Eurotiales, Aspergillaceae. The coding region runs from base 55 to 957 and encodes 300 amino acids. The record is from RefSeq and is a predicted model, not a curated record. The transcript has 3 exons.
CUGCAUCAUUCAUCAGUAGUUUCAUCAUCACUGCGAUGAUAACUUCCGUACAGCAUGAUUCGUACACAUCAGCCUGCAAUUUCAACAGCACCAAGCAUCCAGCUCGCGUCGAAACCACAAUUAGCCGAGGCGAUAGGCAAGGAAGACGACUGGACUGGCAUUAAAGAUGCUGCAGCACGCAGACGGGCACAGACUAGACUCAGUACAAGGGCAUACCGGAAACGUAAAGCCCUGGUAAAGAAAGCGGAAACACCCAGCGCUGCAGCGGGGCCACUGGUUAGAUCAGAAGCGCUGGUAGAAUGCUGGGAUAAUGAACAGCAAACCGUCUCCCUCGUCCCAGCAUCGCGAAUCAAGCAAAUAUACAACGCGAGAAAUCCCUUACUGCCACCUAACCCGAGAAAAGAGCAGUUUAAUAUUGUCUUCCCCCUCUGUCCAGACCACCUCAUCACCCUUCUUCAAUUCAACGCCCUCCGCGCCCUGGCCGUCAACCGCACUCUCAUCUCGGGCAUCCUCGCCACGCCACUCGAUUGUGCUAAAGAAGUUAUCCAUGUCAUCCCUUACCCUAGUAAGCCUGAAAUACUCCCUCCAGCACUCCUGCCUACCUUCCUUCAACAAACAGUGCCUCACGGUGACUGGAUUGACCUGUUCCCGAUUCCAGAGGGACGAGACCGUCUGAUCCAGGCCGUCGGCACUUUUGACGAGGACGAGUUGUGGGCUGACUGUAUUGGCGGGCUGUAUGAGGGCUUUCCUGAUGAUGAGAUCAAGCAACGCGGCAUCAUCGCGUGGUCGCCACCCUGGGAUAUCAAGGGGUGGGAAAUGUCGGAAGGAUUUAUGAGGAAAUGGGGGUGGCUGUUUAGAGGGUUGCCUGGGGCGCUAGAGGCGACGAAUCGGUGGCGGAUGGAGAGAGGCGAGGAGCCAUUCAUUCAUGAUGAGUGCACAUCAUAUUCAGCUAUAUGACUUUUUAUCAUCAGCUGAGCUAUAUGUUCAAGCUGUAAGUAGUUUUAAUAUUUAAGCUUACUAUGAAUAUGAUUAAAUAGGUC